AUGUUGGCUGCUGGGGUCCUGCUUUUAAGCCUGAGUGUGUUAACUGUGCACGGACACGACGUGAACGUGGACACCAUAUACAUCGAUUAUGGAUAUGACUACACCACCGAUUCCCCUGACAUUUUCGUAGAAGUGACUGACUGGUUGUAUGACCUUGUAGACGACACCAUGAAAAACCUUUGUAGAGGUGUCAGAUGUGGUUAUGGUGACUGUGUCGUCAACCUGAAUAAAGCUCCAUAUUACGAGUGCAAGUGCAGACCUCCAUACCAGGGCCCUGACUGCAGAUCAUUGCCAACGUCCCCCUGUGACCCCAACCCCUGCCAGAACGGAGGAUCUUGCAUCAGUGCAAACCGUCGCUUCCGUUGUGCCUGCCCUGAUGGAUACACUGGGAAAUUCUGUCAAUCUGAUCCCAAUGACUGCUAUACUGGAAACGGAGAGUCGUACCGAGGCACUGUCAGUGUCACAAAAGAAAGGGAGGAAUGUCUGGACUGGAAUUCAUUUUUCAUUCUGCGAAAUGGGCAGGAUCCUUUUGAAACAUACUCAGACUUCGAUGGACUGGAACAGAACCACUGCAGAAACCCAGACGGGGAUGACAAACCUUGGUGUUUCGUCAAAAGAAACCGCAAACUGGAGUGGGAUUAUUGCAAAGUCAGAAGGUGUUCUGAAGGUCCAGCUCCUGUGACUACACCCACACCUGUCAACCCAGAUCCAUCCGCUGCCCAGUUCUCCCAGUGUGGAAUAUCACAGCCGUCUCGCACCAGUAGGAUCUAUGGGGGCAGCAAGUCUUUCCCUGGCGCUCACCCGUGGCAGGUUUCAGUGCAGGUCAGAGCUAAAGGCUCAUCCUUUGCAUUUGGUCACGUAUGUGGCGGUAUCCUCCUUUCAUCCUGCUGGGUCCUCACAGCUGGUCAUUGCAUUUUACCUAAUAAGGAUUUCCAAGUGGUGAUGGGUGGAGUGAACAUAAACCAAGACGAAGACAUGGAUCAGACCAUCCCAGUGGUGGAAACGAUUGUCCAUGAGCAAUACAGAGAGACUCCUAAUGCCGUCUACAACGACAUCGCUCUGCUUAAACUCCAAGUUACGGAUGCGCCUUACUGUGCCAAAGAAACCCGCUUUGUGAGGUCGGUGUGUCUGCCAGACCAGAUGUUCCCCGCUGGAAAGGAGUGUGUGAUCUCUGGAUGGGGAGCCACUGAAAACCAGACCUACAGUAGCCAGCUGCUGAAUGCUCGUGUUCUCAUGAUCUCUCAAGAGCGAUGCAGAGCUCCUCAUAUCUAUGGAAGUGUUUUGGAUAACAGCAUGUUAUGUGCAGGGAUAUUACAAGGUGGCACUGACUCCUGUCAGGGUGACUCGGGUGGCCCGUUGGUGUGUGAGCAGGAUGGUAAACACUACAUUAGCGGUGUGGUGAGCUGGGGUGACGGCUGUGGUCAGCAGAACAAGCCUGGGGUCUACGCCAACGUCUACAACUUUAAGGACUGGAUCACAAGCAAGAUGAACUGAACCAUAUUUCAGCUGAAAAACAAAACUACCCUGAAUAACAUUUUUCUUUUAAUCGAACAAAAAGAACCACACUAGACUUCAGGAUUGCUUUGAAAAAAUACUUUUAUCAGCAAUAAAACCAAGCAUUUACUCCGAGCCCAGCUUUGAGUUAAAGUCACACUGUUACGAACUUACAAAGCUGAACCUGCCAGAAAAAAUGUAGGUCACACAUCAUUUGUCCUUUAGGCCUGCACUCCUCACUGAGCCUCGCUCAAAGUGCACGAGAUAAUCAGACCACAUACGUUUUGCCUGUACUUUGUUCAAUUGAAAUAACUGAAUGUGUUGCUUCUAAAGAUUAAAAAAACAAUGAAAAAACAUUUUCUCUCUGCAGUGCCGGCCAUAAACCAGUCCAGCUCCCUCUACUCUGAACAAACACGAUAUACAAAAGCCAGCAUCAUACUGUCUUUCAUGUAUUUCACACAAUACAACGUCUGUCCUGCAAAAAAACCUGCAUUCACUUUUCAUACGGUUAAUAUUUUGUUGUAAGCUCCUGUUGAACACUCAUUCAGAGGCUU
Sphaeramia orbicularis (orbiculate cardinalfish) is the source of this 2048-nucleotide messenger RNA. RefSeq names its product hyaluronan binding protein 2 (gene habp2). NCBI's taxonomy places the organism in Eukaryota, Metazoa, Chordata, Actinopteri, Kurtiformes, Apogonidae. The transcript is spliced from 12 exons. The record is from RefSeq and is a predicted model, not a curated record. Gene Ontology annotation, molecular function: calcium ion binding; serine-type endopeptidase activity. Bases 1 to 1494 code for a protein of 497 amino acids. Gene Ontology annotation, biological process: proteolysis.